Glycine soja is the source of this 1014-nucleotide messenger RNA. RefSeq lists its product as uncharacterized. The transcript has 2 exons. Gene Ontology annotation, molecular function: zinc ion binding; nucleic acid binding. Bases 1 to 1014 code for a protein of 337 amino acids. Lineage: Eukaryota; Viridiplantae; Streptophyta; Magnoliopsida; Fabales; Fabaceae. The record is from RefSeq and is a predicted model, not a curated record.
AUGUACCAUGGGUUAGAUCACUUUCAGAGGAACAACCCACCUACUUUCAAAGGGGGUUAUGAUCCUGAGGGUGCUGAGGCUUGGCUGAGGGAGAUUGAGAAGAUCUUCCGGGUGAUGGAGUGUCAGGACCAUCAGAAGGUGUUGUUUGCUACUCACAUGCUAGCAGAUGAGGCGGAGUACUGGUGGGAGAACACUCGCCCAUGUUUAGAGGGAGCAGGUGGUGUUGUUGUCCAAUGGGAGACUUUCAGACAAACUUUUCUGGAGAAGUAUUUUCCAGAAGAUGUGAAGAAUAGGAAGGAGAUGGAGUUUCUCGAGCUGAAACAGGAAAGUAUGACGGUGGCAGAGUAUGCGUCGAGGUUUGAGAACCUUGUAAGGUAUUUUCCUCAUUAUCAGGGGGAAGCUGGGGAGAGGUCCAAAUGCGUGAAAUUUGUCAAUGGCCUUCGACCAGAAGUGAAGAUGAUGGUAAAUUAUCACGGUAUUCAUAACUUUGCACAGUUGACCAAUAUGUGUAGAAUCUUUGAUGAAGAUCAGUGGGAGAAGACUGCUUUUUACAGGAAUGCCAAUGUUAGUCAUGGGAAAGAUAAGAAGUCUGUGACUCACAAUCGUGCUAAGCCAUAUUCUGCCCCUCCCGGGAAAUAUGGAAACCAUUCUAGAGGACAGAGGACUAGUGGAGGACUUCAACCAGUUGGUGGGAGUUCUCAGCCAAUUAACAGGGUGUCUCAGUCUGCGGGUAGAAGUAGCGGUGGUAGUGGUGCUCCUGCUAUUGUUACUACACCACUCAGGUGUGGGAAGUGUGGUCGGCUUGGGCAUAUUGCUCGUGAGUGCACAGAUAGAGAGGUGACUUGCUUUAACUACCAAGGUAAGGGCUACCUCAGUACCAGUUGCCCACAUCCGAGGAGAGAGGAGAGGAGUGGAAGUCUGAAUAACCAAAGUGGACGACCAAGGACCAUAGGGAGAGUGUUUGCUCUUAGUGGUGCUGAUGCCGCACAGUCUGAUGAACUCAUCCAAGAUUGA